Entamoeba invadens IP1 is the source of this 876-nucleotide messenger RNA. RefSeq names its product sugar transporter, putative. Gene Ontology annotation, cellular component: membrane. The transcript has 4 exons. Bases 1 to 876 code for a protein of 291 amino acids. Gene Ontology annotation, molecular function: carbohydrate:proton symporter activity. The record is from RefSeq and is a predicted model, not a curated record. Lineage: Eukaryota; Evosea; Mastigamoebida; Endamoebidae. Gene Ontology annotation, biological process: transmembrane transport; carbohydrate transport.
AUGUUACGGUUAGGGCAGGUAGCCCGGCCGAAAUCGCUUUUAUAUAUAUUGAUAAUAAUAUUUUACAAUAUAAAAUAUAAUAUAUUUUAUAUUAUAGACACAGGUUUUCAAAAUCACAAUGCUAAUUAUACACGUCACCAUUUUAUAACCAAAGUGUUCGUUUUAUCUUAUAAAUUCGUACGUUAUAAUACCACAUUUUCGGCAAUAAUUAUUUUAGAAACGCCUGAUUAUCGAUUUUUUUUUAUUUAUUCUAUAUAUUAUUAUAAUACAACCAAUAUUAUUUUUUUUAACUUCUUAAUUUUAUUUAUGAUAAACGGUCAAGAUAAUCAAUAUGAAUGCUUAUGUCGACAUGGCACAGAAGCAAAUGCUUUGGGCUUAAUUAACAGACAACCAGAAUAUUUUUGCCUGGUCUCCACUGCAAUAAAAAAUUUGAUAUUAGUCUCAAUAGCAUUCCCUGGCUUCGUAGUCAGUUUCUUAAUAGUCGAUCGGAUUGGAAGAAAGCCGUUACAGUUGUUUGGAUUUGCUGGGACAGCAGUUUGUUUCUUUUUUAUGGCGUUCUUCGAGAGUAUAGUGUUGGACAACGUCCCCUAUACUCUUUGUCGCUGUUUAUGGCCUUUCAAUCUUCUUCCAAACAUGAGGCUAAACACAACUACUUAUAUCAAUGCCGCAGAAACAUAUGUCCCACGAAUUCGUGGGACUUUUAAUGGACUCUCCGCGUCAUCGGGGAAAAUGGGUGCUAUGUUCAAAACAGCUAUUUUCGAACCAUUUUCGUCCAAGUUUGGUCACUUGGCGACGUUCUGUACAUGUGGUGGAUUGAUGAUGAUAGGGUUCUGUUUGUCGUUCAUUGUCCCUGAAGGAAAGGGCAUCGAUAUCUAA